AUUCAUUUUCAUUUUCAUUUUUCAUUCAUUUUUUGUGCCGAGCGGACAUGCCGAGCGUGGUGCUCCGAUAAAUCUGUUAGUUUGAACAUUUGCGUCCGUACUGUUUACCUGCUCGAUGCCGCGCAGUCGGGGCGCAACCAUUCUUUACGGCGAUCCAAAGGCGAGAAUCAUCGAACCCAAGUACAGUGCGUAAUCUCAACGGUUUGAAGCAGCACUAUCUAAACCUCGUGAAAUAUUGCUUCAAUUCAAAAUCAUUACGCACGUUGGCAACGCAUGGAUAGAUGCCUUGUGCUGGUGUCUGAUUACGUACCAGGCGGUACCAUACUAUUGUUGUUAAAAUAAACCCAGAAAGUGUGCAACUCAGUGCUACUAACGUCGACCAUCGGUGCUGCUCGCAGCGACUUAAUUGUAUACCGCGUAUUUGGCAAUCUAAUCUGUGCGCUAUUCUUUGUAUACUUGCGUGUGUGCGUGUGUGUGCUCGCGCGCGUGUGUGUGUGUGCGUGUCUGUGUGUUUCGACGUGCUUACGGCAACAAUUACGUCGGGUCCGCGUGGGUUCGUUAUUUAUUGUACGGCAUAGUGUCUUACCUGGCGUUGUGAAAACCAGAGGAAACGGCAAUGCCAUCAAAACCGGACUUUGCCGCAGAGAUCAGCACCGAUAGAAUGUCGUGAGAAUUUAGCGCACAGUACGCACAAUAGCUAUUCGCAGUACGGAUCAAAACUGACGAGACAGCUUGGCCUGCGUAACUUGGCAUAUAACAAACUUUGCCGUGCAAUGGUGCAUUAAGUGAAAAGUGUCGACGAAUCGUAUUCUGUGUGUGAAAUCAAGUAUCUGAAGUGAAGUUCUAGUUGUGUGUUGAGGCGCUUUAACAUAAUCGAAAGUGUCAAUGGAGGAAGCUAGCUUUAUGCUGACAGAAAUCCCGGGCGGUUUCAUAUCGCACCGACCGCACACGAUUGCCGGUGGCCAUCAUCAUCGGUUUGCGCCCUAUCCAGCGGUUUUGCACCAACCACAUUUGCAGCAGACGGUCACCUCACCCGCUAUAUACACCAUUCCUUCGCAUCAUCCGUCGCACCAUCAUGCCCACUCACAUCAUGCACAUUCCGGACAUCAUGCGGCUCAUCACCAUCAUCACCAUCAUCACCAUGCGUCGAUCCGGUCGGCGAACCGGCCCAAAAGUCCGGCCACGCUGCCGUCGCAAGCCAUCGAGGAGGAAGGCACACACAUUGGACACCUGUACCCGGAAAUACUAGCCAUGAUCUUUGCCAAGCUGAGCGUCAAGGAUCGUGGCCGUGCCGCGCAGGUGUGCACCGUCUGGCGGGAUGCUGCGUACGCGAAGAGUUGCUGGCGAGGUGUCGAAGCCAGUCUGCAUCUGCGGCGGCCCUCCCCAACACUGUUUGGUUCGUUGGUCAAACGGGGCAUCAAGCGCGUGCAGGUGUUAUCGGUGCGACGCGCCCUAAAGGACAUUGUGACCGGUGUACCCAACCUAGAGUCGCUUAAUCUGAGCGGCUGCUACAACAUCACGGACAUGGCCAUUGGGCACGCGUUUGCUGCCGACUUUCCGAACCUGAAGGUGCUCAAUCUGUCGCUCUGCAAGCAGGUGACCGAUUCGAGCCUGGGCCGCAUCACACAGCAUCUGAAAAACAUUGAGGUGCUCGAGCUUGGCGGAUGCAGCAACAUCACCAACACGGGGCUGCUGCUUAUUUCGUGGGGUCUGAAGAAGCUACGCCGGCUAAAUUUGCGCUCCUGUUGGCACAUUUCGGACCACGGCAUUGGGCAUCUGGCCGGGCUUAGCAAAGAGACGGCAGACGGCACUCCAGCCCUCGAGUACCUGGGCCUGCAGGACUGCCAGCGCCUGUCGGACGAGGCGCUGCGCCACAUCGCCCAGGGUCUCACCUCGCUGCGGUCCAUCAAUCUAAGCUUCUGCGUGUCCGUCACAGACAGUGGGCUGAAGCAUUUGGCGCGGAUGUCGCGCCUAGAGGAGCUGAAUUUGCGCGCCUGUGAUAACAUAUCGGACAUCGGUAUGGCGUACCUGACGGAAGGCUGCAGCUCGAUCUCAACGUUGGAUGUUAGCUUCUGUGAUAAGGUGGCCGACCAGGCCAUGGUGCACAUCUCGCAAGGUCUGUUCCAGCUGCGCUCCCUGAGCCUCAGUGCGUGUCAAAUCACGGACGACGGGCUGUCCCGCAUUGCCAAAUCGCUGCACGAUCUGGAGACGCUCAACAUUGGCCAGUGCAGUCGUAUCACCGAUCGUGGGCUAGAGAUCGUAGCCGCCGAACUGGUCAACUUACGUGCCAUCGAUCUUUACGGCUGUACCCGGUUAACGCCUAAUGCGCUGCAAAAAAUUAAUCAAUUGCCGCGACUGUCGAAGGUUAAUCUCGGUCUCUGGCACGUCCGGUGAUGUGCUCCAGGACACUAAAGAUUUUGUCUCCCGAGUGCAGCAAAUGCAUUGCGUUCGCGUAUAGUAUAGGAAAAGAAAAGCAAAACAGAAAGAACUCCGAAAAACAUUUUCAAAAAGACGCGCCGCGAAGGGUUGCGAUUGUUUUACGUUGAUUGUAUGUUGCGUUACAUUAUUCAAUUUUAGAUUAUUUCAGUUAAAACAUUAGUCCUCGUGGUUCUUUAUUCUCAUUGUACAUUUGUUUUGCGCAAAACAACGUUAUUUUGUUGGUUUAUUUUCAAUUUAUCAAAAACACGGACAAAGAUUAAGGCAUUAUCACCCUAUUAUCCCAAAAUACAUGUGCCAGGUGUGGGAGCAAAAGAUAAGGCUAUUGUGAUCGGAGGUAAGGUUUAAUGUGACUGAAAAGAUUUUACCCUCCCCAAAGCGAUGUCCACUUCAUCUGUCUCCCGUAGUGUAGGAAGCGUAGUCUUGCGGGAUGUGUUACGUUAAAGGCUUUAAUUGUAUAGUACGAUUAUUAUGAUAAGUUACUCAAACUAACAUGAACCUGUACCAAAGGGGAACAGGGGAAGGGGCUUUCCUUUCUUCUCCCUUCUUAUUCUGCUGCAAGGCGUGCACCGAUGCGAUUAAAGGCGGUUUGCAGGCCGGCAGACAGAGAACGUGCGAUCGGUUUAGUAGAGCCAGACAGGCAAGCAACACCUACAGAUACUAGGUCAAACAAACGCUUUCCAAUGAAGUGGAGGUUAUUCUGCAGCCAGCCGGUCCCGUUGUUGUCAGGGGUGCAACGCGUCGCAACUCGUAGGGUUAUAUUGUUGUAAUUUUAAGUAAAACAAUUAGGACAAACCAAAAGCCAUACGAUUCAAAUGAUUUUACUCGCUCUUAAACCAGAGCAGGAGGUCGUAGCUUCAAGAUGGGUGAGAAAAACAAGAAUGAGCUAGACAUUCGAUCUCCUUUUCAUAAGUCAGAACGAUACAGGAGCCAGCAAAGAGAGAAAAAAAAAACGAAAUAUCCCCGUCAGCCAUACACUGGCGAUGCAAUGCCUCCGGAGGCAGAUGUGUCAAUAGGUGUAAAGAAGGGUAGUUGGCAUGUACCAUCUGUAUUAAAAAACCAAUUCCUGUACAACGUGUUUUUCAAUGAUGUAAAUCACUGAACGUUGAAAAUAACAGAAAAAUUAAAACCAAAUAUCAAAAACAA
Molecule: messenger RNA, 3582 nt
Organism: Anopheles stephensi (Asian malaria mosquito)
Lineage: Eukaryota; Metazoa; Arthropoda; Insecta; Diptera; Culicidae
Gene: Ppa
Product: F-box/LRR-repeat protein 14
Exons: 1
Coding region: 886-2394 (502 amino acids)
Biological process (GO): SCF-dependent proteasomal ubiquitin-dependent protein catabolic process
Cellular component (GO): SCF ubiquitin ligase complex
Molecular function (GO): protein binding
Source: RefSeq, a predicted model, not a curated record